This is a messenger RNA of Pichia kudriavzevii, 1317 nucleotides long. RefSeq lists its product as uncharacterized. The transcript has a single exon. The record is from RefSeq and is a predicted model, not a curated record. NCBI's taxonomy places the organism in Eukaryota, Fungi, Ascomycota, Pichiomycetes, Pichiales, Pichiaceae. Gene Ontology annotation, cellular component: cytoplasm. The coding region runs from base 1 to 1317 and encodes 438 amino acids. Gene Ontology annotation, molecular function: 2-oxoglutarate-dependent dioxygenase activity.
AUGGCCACAAAAACCCAAACCUACCAGCAUAAUACCGACGCUAGUUUAACUGUCCACGAUGAUGUCUCUAUUGACAAACAAAUUGAGAAGUUGAUUAGAUCUCACAAAGAGUUGAGCAUCACGAGAUCCAAUGAGGCAAAUAUCAAUUUUGAAGGUGGCCCGGACUCAGAAGGUUUAAAGCUACUUCCUGCAUCUUCCAGGAAAAGAAUCGAAGCAGAUGGUCUUGAUAUAUCCAAAGGUUAUCCCGAAAUUCCACCAAGGACCCAAAUACCAAUUUUUGUUGACGAAGCACACGCUAUUAGGGCUGAAGAUGCACCUUAUAUUGAACGUGCAAAGAAUGCCGACCCAGAAAAGAAGGCAUUGCUUGGUGCUGCAAAAGAGGUCAUCCAUUUGACUAAAAACGUUGGUACCGAGAUUGUUGGCUUGCAGCUCGCAGACUUGACUGACCAACAGAAGGAUGAGUUGGCUCUUCUUGUUGCGGAGAGAGUCGUUGUCUUUUUCAGAGACCAAAAGCUUCCACCCACUAAACAACAUGAAUUGGGCUCGUAUUUAGGUAAUAUUGAGUAUCAUGCCCAAGUCCCCCACGUGACUGGCUUGCCUGGGGCCACAGUUAUUUGGAACGAUUACAUCAAUAAGAAAGAUUCUAAGCUAAACUUUGCAAAUGCAAACUUAGCCAACUGGGACACACUACGUUACCCUGGCUAUGGUAAUCAGGGGUGGCAUACUGAUUUGGUACACGAACACCAGCCUGCUGGCUACACACAUCUACAUCUUGAUGCCAUCCCGUCAAUAGGUGGUGACACUAUCUGGUCUUCUGGUUACGGCGCAUAUGAUAAGCUGUCAGACGAAUUUAAGAAGUUCUUGGAUGGUAAGAAAGCUGUUUACGUUUCAUCGCAUGCUUACUUAGAUAGAGAAGACCCACUAGGUGGACCAAAAAAGAUUGAGAGAGUCCAUCCGUUAGUCAGAACCCACCCGGCGACGGGUUGGAAAUCUCUCUACGUUAAUAGAGGUUUAACCAAAAGAAUUAUUGGGGUUUCUCCAGUCGAAUCGGAUUUGAUCCUUAACUACCUCUUUGACAUUUACGAGAAGAAUGCAGAUAUCCAAGUAAGAUUUAAGUGGUCUCCAACAAAGGAGGGCUAUGGUACUUCUGCUAUCUGGGAUAACAGAAUCUCACAGCAUAGAGCCGUUUGGGAUCACGAGGGUGAAGAGUCUAGGCAUGGUACCAGAGUUACCUCUUUAGCUGAAGUUCCAUUCUUUGAUCCGGAAUCAAAGUCUCAGAGAGAAGCAUUAGGCAAGCCGAUUCAUAAAUGGGAUUGA